Molecule: messenger RNA, 666 nt
Organism: Octopus sinensis (East Asian common octopus)
Lineage: Eukaryota; Metazoa; Mollusca; Cephalopoda; Octopoda; Octopodidae
Exons: 1
Coding region: 1-666 (221 amino acids)
Source: RefSeq, a predicted model, not a curated record
AUGGCUAGCCAAUGGGAACAAUGGCCAAAGGCCGAGGCACUAUAUUGCUUGGCCCAGGAUCGCAAUUUGUUUUUCGGAGAGGCAAAGCCUAAUUGUAACCAUUGCGGCUCGGCAAGAAAAACCGUGGAUCACCUAGCUACUCGAUGUAGCAGAAUGCUUCACGGGUCAUACAUGCGAAGACACAAUGAAAUUGUCAGAUGCAUACAUCUACACGUCUGUCGUCAGUACGGAAUAAAGAAAUGCAAGAAAUUGAAAGCACACUCAGUCCAGUCGGUCGUGGAAAAUAGUCGUGUUGAAAUACGAGUAGACAUGACGUUGCAGACCGACAUUGAAGUUAAAAACAACAAGCCAGACAUUUUCGUGCUUGAUAAAAUGAAAAAUGAGAUAACGAUAAUCGAAGUCGGGGUCACAUCCCAGGACAGGUUAAAGCAAGUCGAAGUAGAGAAACUCCACAAGUAUGAUCUACUUGCUGGAGAAUUGGCACAGAUUCACAAGGCAAAAGUCACGAUAGUCCCUGUCGUAUUGACAUGGGAUGGGGUAGUGACCAAGUUCUAUAAGUCCUACAUGAAAAAGUUGAAUAUAGAGGUCCCGACUAAGGCGUACAUUCAAUCAGUGACAAUCAAGAAAACCCUGGAGAGCAUGGUCGUUGAAUACAACAUGGCAUGA